Messenger RNA from Colletotrichum siamense, 1179 nucleotides. RefSeq names its product putative lactate 2-monooxygenase. Lineage: Eukaryota; Fungi; Ascomycota; Sordariomycetes; Glomerellales; Glomerellaceae. Bases 1 to 1179 code for a protein of 392 amino acids. The transcript has 3 exons. The record is from RefSeq and is a predicted model, not a curated record. Gene Ontology annotation, molecular function: oxidoreductase activity; FMN binding.
AUGGGCGACGAAGGCGAAGGCCGCCCUCCCUACUCUUCCUAUGCCGUCAGCAUCUACCAACAGGGCAUCAUGACGGGCCAAUUGCCCGUCGUGACGACAGAUCCCAACAAGUUGGAGGAACAGGCCAGAAAGGCCAUGGGCAAGGAGUGCUUCGGCUACGUCUUUGGAGGUGCCGGCGAGCUCUCUACCAUGGACGCCAAUCGCCUCGCUUUUAGGCAGUGGAAGAUCAUUCCUCGUUUCUUGAAGCCAACUAAUCCGCGAGACCUGAAGACUGAGCUCUUUGGCGUGACCUACGAAUCACCGGUCCUUAUGGCUCCCAUCGGUGUCCAGGGUAUCUUCCAUGAAGACAAGGAGACCGGACUCGCCUCCGCCUGCGCAGAGCUUGGCGUGCCCUACACCCUCAGCACAGCUGCGACCUCUACAAUUGAAGAGGUGGCAUCCGUUAUGGGCGACAGUCAUCGUUGGUUCCAACUCUACUGGCCCAUGGACGACGACAUCACUGGCUCUCUGCUGCGAAGAGCAAAGGCCGCAGGAUACAAGGUUCUUGUGGUGACUCUUGACACCGUGACGUUGAGUUGGAGGCCUGCCGAUCUGGAUUCCGCCUACCUUCCGUUCAUAACCGGCACGGGCAACGCGGUCGGCUUCAGCGAUCCCGUCUUCCGAAAGAAGUUCGCGGCGGAGAACGACGCUUUCCCGGGUGACCAUCACACUUGGAAAGACUUGGCUCUUCUCAGGAAGAAUUGGGAUGGGCCCAUUGUUCUGAAGGGUGUGCUAAGCGUAGAGGACGCCAAGUUGGCUGUUGAACAUGGCAUGGACGGCAUCAUCGUCAGCAACCAUGGCGGAAGACAACUCGAUGGUGGCGUCGCCUCGCUGGAGAUGCUCCCUGAGAUUGUGGGUGCCGUGGGCGACAGGCUUACCGUCAUGUUCGAUUCGGGCAUCCGCACUGGAGCGGAUAUCGCGAAGGCGCUCGCAUUGGGAGCUCAAGCUGUCUUCAUUGGUCGGCCAGCCAUCUACGGCCUGGGCAUUGCAGGGAAGGAGGGGGCGAAAGCCGUUAUUGCUGGCUUGCUGGCUGACCUGGAUCUGACCAUGGGAUUGUCUGGCUUCAAGAGCGUGUCGGAGUUGAAGCCGUCCAUCUUGCGCCAGGUUCGUUAUGGCGGGGACGUUAAGGCUAACCUUUGA